Molecule: messenger RNA, 715 nt
Organism: Paramecium primaurelia
Lineage: Eukaryota; Ciliophora; Oligohymenophorea; Peniculida; Parameciidae
Source: the annotation of a GenBank genome assembly
UUUGAAUCACUUUUAUAAUCAAAUGAUCAAUACUCAAAUUGAUUUCAAAAGAGAUAUAUCAGUUAAUGAUGGUAUAAUCUAGUAUUAAAUAAUUAGGAAUUGAAAAUUUAAUUUUGGGAGACCAUGAAAAGGCAUAAAACAUAUUUAUAACUUUGUCAUAAUAGAAGCAAGAUUAGGAAUCAGUAAUUUGGUUAGGUUUAUAUAAAUUCUUAUCAUAGCUUACUGUUAAUAACUUUAAAAGAAAUAUCAUGAAGCUAUUAACACCUUAAGACCAUUAGGAAGCAUAUAAGAGAAUAGAUUAAACCCCUAGAUUUGGUAUAUAUCAAGUAAGUAAAAUUUAAUUUAGUGAUGAGUGUAAUCGGUUUGUAAAAUUAUAAAGAUGCUCUAUAUUGUAUUUAAAAAUAUUUGAAAUUAAGACCUUAGAAUUCUAAUGGAUGGAUAAAAGCAGGUAAAUUUAAUUUAUAUUUAAGGUCUUAUAUUGUUAAGGAAAGGUGAGCACGAUUUGGCAAUUAAAUAUUUAUAAUAGGUACUUAAAUUUGACAAAAACAAUAUUGAAGCAAAAUCCUACUUAUGUAUUCAAUUUAUUUUAUGAAUAGGUUAGGCAUACUUUUCAACAGGUUUAAUGAAACAAGCUGAGAGAUAAUAUGGAGAAAUCUUAUAAAUUGAUUAAAAAAGCAAUUUUUUAAAUUUUAUCCAACCUUAUAUGAAAAAUUGA